Molecule: messenger RNA, 4134 nt
Organism: Cryptosporidium muris RN66
Lineage: Eukaryota; Apicomplexa; Conoidasida; Eucoccidiorida; Cryptosporidiidae
Exons: 1
Coding region: 1-4134 (1377 amino acids)
Biological process (GO): protein phosphorylation
Cellular component (GO): cytosol
Molecular function (GO): ATP binding; eukaryotic translation initiation factor 2alpha kinase activity
Source: RefSeq, a predicted model, not a curated record
AUGGUAAGGGUAAAUGAAAAACCUAAUCAGUUAGACGAUGGUUUUAAUUCUGAUAUAAAAGGUAAAAUAGUAAGCAUUCCAUUGUAUCCACUAAAGCCUCAAACAAUUGACGGUGACGAUCCAUUCUUAAUUCAAAUAAAUGAGGUCAUUGCACUUGAUGCUAUAUACGGUAAUAUAAUAGUUCAUAAUGGAGGUGGGUUUAUUGUACCAGGAGCUUCUGGAAUAUCAGACUCUAAUAUACAAUUUUCCUCAAUUUACCAAACUUAUUUUGAUGAUAAGAAUGAUGUUGAUUACCAAGUCUAUUUUAUUCCUAAAGAAGUGACAAAUUCGGAACUAACUACUCUAGAUAUAAAAGAUAACUGCUUUAAUAGUAAAUUAGUGUUAUAUAGUUUAGUAUUGUCAAGAAAUGCAAGUGAUAGUGUAUCCUUUAAAAACCGGCGUUAUUGGCGUAGAAACCGUAUUUUUGCCAGAUUAUCCGUAUGUUAUCCUCAGAUAUACCCUGUCAAGAAUCCAACAUUAAUAUUUGAGUUUUCAUUCGAACUUCCCGAGAGUAUACUAAAUAAACUGGAAGAUGGAAUUGUAACUAUAUUGUGUAAUAGAAGUAGAAAUCAAGAAUGUAUUUUCCAAGUUUUAGAACAUUUAGAAGUAGUUCUCGAUGAUCUGUGUAAUUAUUUGCAACUUUCAGAAGAUCUCUGGGAACAAAUGAGGCGUGUUAAUUAUCAGAAAGAAUUUGAGAAACAUUUGGAAAGUAACAAUAUUUCGAAGACUACAUCAAAUGGUAUGACAAUUAACACUGAAGAAAACCCAUCUAUUGCUUCAGCUGAAGAUAUAGAUCCACUGUCAAUAAGAAAUUUUGUAAGGUUUUCCGAGAAAGUAGAGGCAAAAUUAUUUUAUGGUAGGAAGUCUAAUAUUGAAUCGGGACCUCUGGAUGAUGCUUUGCUAGGUGAUACAGAAUCAUGCAAUUCUUCAAAAAAAGUUGGAAAAUACUUAAAAUCAGAUGAAAUUUCCCAGGAAAAUGAUUCAUCAGUUGUUUUCCUUGAGGAAGAUAUAAGCAAGGAUGAAGGCUUCUUAUUAUCAUCAAGAUUUUACCGAGACUUCCAGCCCUUAAACUUAAUAUAUAAAUCUGAUUUUGUCCUGUGUACUAGUGCUUUACAUCAAAUAGACCAAAAUAUUUACCAUGUUAUUAGAUAUAAGAUUCCACCAAUUUUAAAUGAAUCUAUGAGAGAUGUAAUAUUCAGUCGAAUAUCAUCAUUAGCAAUGCUGCAACAUCGUUGUAUUACAAGGUAUUAUCAAUGUUGGAUAGAAAGUACAUUUGAUAAGAAAACUCGUGCAACUAAGAAUCUAUUCUUUUUCAUACAAUCUGAAUCACUAGGUAACAGUAAAACUUUGUAUGAGGAGGUUUUUAAAGGGAAAAUAUCUCAUAAAGAACCAGACAUAAUCUGGUCAUUACUAAGACAACUUUUGGAGCUAUUUUCAUAUUGCCAUAAAAAAGAUGUAUACCAUAUGGCAUUGUCUUCUAAGUGUGUUUAUUUAAAUAGUGAUUUAUAUGGAUUUUCCAUAAAGGUAUCAAAUUUUUUAUUUGGACCAUCGGAUAUGUUGACUUCUUCUUGGGACCACCUCACUAAAGAUUCUACAAGUAUAUUUAAAUCUUUUUCGAAGGAAAAUGCAAUUAAAUAUGACUUAUAUUGUAUUGGAAUGAUCUUUAUUGAAAUGUGGACAUCUGCAUUAAAAAUUGAUGAAACAAGUAAUACAUCAGAAUAUUUGCUUCAGUGGAUAUUAUCGGAUAAAAUUCAAUUAUUGGAAGAAAAAUGUAACUCUGUAAGUGAAAAUGAAGAGAGAGGUAGUAAAAUAGAUCACUACAAGUUUUCUGAAAUUCCAUCAGUCUUAUGCCAAAUUCCUAAGUCUGCUCUGAUUGUAAUGUAUAAACUUCUACACAAAGAAGACACACUAAAAAGUGCAAACGAGAUACUCCGAAGUACUCUUUUACCAUGUUCUGUUGACAAAGUUUCAUUUGAACUUUAUCUAUCAAUGCUAAAUUAUUCAGAUACCUAUGAAAGUAAUAUUACAAUGAAUACCUUAUUUUCAAGAUAUGUAGAUGAUAUAAGCUCAGCUGCCUUUUUGUUUGAUAUUCAACAAGAAGAAAAAUUAAACUUGAUGGAUUUGACAAUAAAUAAUAUUGUUAAAACAAAUAUAACUGAUGUUUUACAAACUCAUGGGUUUAUUCCUUCUUCAAUACCUUUAUUGUACCCUGUAUCAAAAUCUCUAUUAAAUUACUCAUCACCAUCCAACUUUGAGAAAUUACUUAUAAAAAGUAAGUAUCGAACAAGAAAUCCGCAUCUCCUAUUGGAUAUAUCUAAUACUCUGUUAGCAUUACCCGUGUCCAUUCCAGAUUGUAUUGCAAGUAUGGUUAGUACACUAUUUGAAGAACUUAACUCGAAUAGUAAUUCUGCAUCGGGAACUACUAUAAGCAACAAUUUAAAUACAAGCUUAUCAACGGACUCCAUUAUACAACGUUAUAAUUUACAAUCCAUAUAUGAACAACCUAAAAGUGAUGAUAAAAUAACAUUUGGUCCUCCAAGAUCUAACUUAGGCUUAACAUUUGAUAUCUUACUUUUUUCUCAAGAAAGUGAUACCUUAACAGAUUCAGAUUGCAAGAAAUAUUUAACAAAUUCAGGUAUAUCCUAUGAAAUCUUUCUAACUGAACUGGAAACAUUGCUACUUUCAAUUAGACUAAUUAUACCAUGGAUGAAUUAUUGGGAGGAUACACCUAUAGUGAGGUGGACUUAUCCACCUUUAAUUUUGGCCUUAAUUGAUGAUUGUUCAGCAAUAUCCUCUGAAACAAGCAAUAGUAGAUCCAUCUCAAACCAAAUAACAUCACCUCAUGCAAUAUAUGAAAAUAUGCGGAAAGAUUCAUGUAUUCAUCUUAAAGACAGCUUAAUGGAAUUAAAGCAAAUAUUGGGACAAAAAUUCAUGAUAAAUUGGGAGCCUGGAGGUGAUGGCUCAUUUAAGCUCAACAACAUUUUCGAGAAUUUACUUUACGAAAAACUACAGAAUUACAUGAAAUCAGAGGAAACCAACAAUUUAUUUAAGAUGUUGACAAUUGCGAUUGAAGUAAUGACGUUAACAUCAGGAUUCAUUUCUGAUGAAAGGACACGUGCUGAGUUUAUCUUUGACCCUCUAAUGGAAUAUGAUCAAUUUACUUAUGAUGUAACUGGAUUAAUAUAUAUUAUAAACUCUAACAGAAGUGACGAUGACAUUAUAUAUGCAAUGGGUGGAAGAUAUGACAAGAAACUACAGAAUUCCUUAAGUCAAUUUUUACAACCAAAUUCCUCAUCUCUAUCACAGUUACAAUAUUUGCAACCUCAAUUAAACUAUUAUAACUUCGAUCGAAUUAAUAAUCCCCAAUCAGCAUUAUCUUCAAGAAGCAUUGUGAAUAACACUGCAUGCUCUUCUUUAAUAACUAGUGUGUAUGGUAUCCUAGGUGAAAUUGCUAUUGAACUAAUAAUGAAAAAUACAAGUGAGAUGGCAAGAUCUCAUUCAAUGGAGUUUCGCAAAACUGGUGGAUUGAUUAAUGGAAUUAGCUAUAGCCAAGUUCUAAGCAAGCAUACAAGUAUUGCAAUCAAUUCAAGUACUAUAUUAAUAGAACCAUUAAUACUCCUGCAAUCAUGUUAUCCAAAAGUUGUCGUUGUCACACAAAAAAAUAAAUUACAACUUUUAGUAUUGAGUCUUGCUAGACAGCUAUGGCUUAAUGGUAUAAGAUGUGAAUAUAGAUUGGCUCCAGUGCAAUAUUUAUCGAUAUUUGUUGAUAAAUUGAAGAAAGGCACACUUGUAGAACUAUUAGUAGUAGUAAUGAAGACAAAUAAACCAACUACAAAUUCACUAUAUAAUGCUUCAAAUAUUUCUAUUGAUGAGAAUGAAUCUGUAGUUAACAGUUUUACAAAUAAUAGCAAUUCUCCACUGCAAUCAACCCUAACAUCAAAUGCAAGUGAAGCAACUAUAGAUCUGAAGUCUGUAUCUUUUCGAUUGGAAUCAAUAGCUUCUCCUUUCCAUGAAAUCAAUAUGAAUGGUGGAAAAAUAAUAUUAGAAAGCGAAGAAGAAGUAAUUAACUAUAUUCAUUCUAGAAGGCGGAAAUAA